Messenger RNA from Candidula unifasciata, 2889 nucleotides. NCBI's taxonomy places the organism in Eukaryota, Metazoa, Mollusca, Gastropoda, Stylommatophora, Geomitridae. The record is from the annotation of a GenBank genome assembly.
AUGAAGUGUCGUUACAUAGUGCCACAUUUUCUAACAACAUGGAUGAAAGAACUGAGGAGGACAGAAACAAAUUCAAAAAAAGAUCAUCAGUCCCAUCACAUCUAUGGAAAUGGCUCAGUUUUAUAUAAAAACGGACCACUGAAUGAAAUCAAACCAACAGAGAAAACAUACCUGCUUGCCUCUGAUGAUGGUUCAGAUGAAACUAAAGUGAAAAAUAGAAAACCUUCCUUGUACAAAGUUCUGGCAAUUAUUUUUUAUCUACCUCUGUUCAAGUCCCAGCUGGUUGGACUGUUUGGGGAUUUAAUAAUUUUUCUCAAUCCAGUUCUGUUGGAUGAAGUCAUUAAUUAUGCAGAGCACAAGGAACUGUACCCUGUAUGGCAAGGCUAUGUCCUAGCAGCUUCGUUCUUUGUCAUCAUGUUUCUGAGCUCAAUGACAAACAACUACCGCAUGUAUCAUGCAACCAACAUUGGCAUGGAGGUCAAGACUGUGCUGACUGCUGCAGUCUACAAGAAGGCAUUAACAAUGAAUGCUGAGUCCAGACGCAAGUUCACAGUGGGAACCAUUGUGAACUUAAUGGCUGUAGACUGUCCCAGUUUUCAAGAACUUACUGUACAACUCUAUGUCGUCAUCUCCUGGCCAAUACAGAUUUCAGUAGCUUUUUACAUGCUGUAUAAUGAACUGGGGAUUGCUUUUGUUGCUGGCAUUGUUGUGUUGCUGUUGCUAAUCCCUACUAAUGCUGUACUGUCCUCACUUACUAAACGUGUGCAGGCAAAACAGAUCUACCUGAAGGAUCAGAGGCUGAAACUGCUGAAUGAAAUUCUCAACGGAGUCAAAGUAUUGAAACUGUAUGCAUGGGAGCCAUCCUUUCAAGCCAAACUGACUCAGAUUCGUCAGGCUGAAAUUGUGCAGCUAAAGAAGGCAGCCAUUUACCAGUCAGUCAGCACACUGUGUUGGUUGCUGUCACCCGUUUUGGUGACGCUGUUUACAUUCAUUGCUUAUGUACUGAUAACCCAGGAAUCUCUGACUCCCAAUAAGGCUUUUGUGGCUAUGAAUUUGUUUAACACCAUCAGGCAGCCAAUGAACUCACUACCCAUGUUGAUCUCACAGCUGGUUCAGUGCCAUGUGUCCAUGAUAAGGCUGAGAAAUUACUUAUCAGGAGAAGAUCUUAAGGAAACUGACUCUGUGGUAUCCUCAGAAGAAUAUCCAUUGACUAUGAGAAAUGCAACUUACACAUGGGAUAGAAAUAUGGAGCCAGUCUUGAAAAACUUAACUGUCAGCUUCCCCAAAGGAAAACUAGUUGCUAUAGUUGGUCCAGUUGGAGCUGGCAAGUCAUCCUUGUUGUCUGCAUUUCUUGGAGAGAUGGAGAAGUUGCAAGGCCAGGGAAGCAUACAGGGCUCGCUAGGAUAUGUGGCACAGCAAGCAUGGAUUCAGAACAUGACCUUGAGAUCCAACAUCCUGUUUCAUCAGCCAAUGAAAGAGUCACGAUACAGGAAAGUCAUCGAAGCUUGUGCCUUGGAAUCUGAUAUAGAACUUCUGCCGGGUGGUGAAAUGACAGAAAUAGGAGAAAAGGGUAUCAACCUGUCAGGAGGUCAGAAACAGCGCAUUAGCCUGGCUCGGGCUGUUUACCAGGAUGCUGAUGUCUACCUGCUGGAUGAUCCUCUCAGUGCUGUUGAUGCUCAUGUUGGCAAACACAUCUUUGAGAAGGUCAUUGGUCCAAAGGGAAUGAUUAGAAAUAAGACAAGAAUUCUGGUUACCCAUGGCAUUCACUGGCUCCCUCUGGUGGACCAGAUCGUAGUCAUGGACCAAGGUCAGAUAACUGAGCUAGGAACUUAUGAACAGCUGAUGAAUCACAAUGGACCCUUUGCCCAGUUUGUGAGAACAUAUCUCCUGGAGCAUGAGGAUGAGGAGAUAGAUGAUCCUGAUGGUAAGUUUCAGUAUAAAGCUGUGCUAGUCAGUCAGAACUCAGCAGUAUCUUCAGUGUCGGCACAAGAUUUGGAUGUAAUCAAAUCUCAGUCAGAUAAUGUGAGGACUGCAGUUUUUGUAGCAUUCAUUCGAGCUUUUGGAUACUUUUUGGCAAUCAUGGUUCCAUUGUCUGUGUUCAUGUACAAUGGUUUCAAUGUGGCUUCAGGCAUCUGGCUUUCUGAAUGGACUGAUGAUCCAUUCCUGAAAAAUGAGAACAAUUCAGGAACGGACUCAUACACUUCCAAAACAUAUAUGUACCUUGGAGUCUAUACAGCUCUGUCACUGUUGCAAGUGGUGGGCAACUGUAUAUUUGUCUUACUGGUGUACGUGCAGUUUGUCAAUGCUUCUCAGCGUCUGCAUAACAGCAUGUUGGAUACUAUAUUGCAUCAGCCAAUGUCUUUCUUUGAUACAACACCACUAGGCAGAAUUCUCAACAGAUUUUCUCGGGAUGUCGAUGUCUUAGACGUGGGUAUGUCCCGGCAGGUGCGACUGUGUUUACAGACUCUCUCCAACCUCAUCUCUAUAAUAGUGGUGAUUUCAUAUACCACUCCCAUCUUCCUCGCAGUAGUAGUUCCGAUCCUGAUUGUCUACGUUUUCUUUCAGAAAUUCUACAUCCCAUCGUCACGUCAGAUUCGUCGUCUUGAAUCUACAACCAGAUCCCCAGUUUUCUCUCACUUUGGAGAGACCAUUAGUGGGGCCAGUAGUAUCAGAGCCUAUCGUCUGGAAGAGAAGUUCUUUAAUGAUUCUCUGCUUCUCGUUGACAUCAACAACCAGUGCUUCUUUGCAUCGCUGUCAACAGGACGCUGGCUGAGGGUCAGGCUUGAGGCUCUGGGCAACUUGAUCGUUUUGUUUGCUGGCCUGUUUGCUGUUAUCAGCAAUGGCAUCUCUGGAAGUUUAGUUGGUCUUUCUGUGUCAUAUGCAUUACAA